GUCCCCGUCGCGUUUCCCCUUCACCCCUCCAUUCCCCUACAAACCCGCGUUCCCCCUCUCCCUCUCCCUCCUCUUCUCUCUCUCUCUCUCUCUCUCUCAUCGCCACCGCGGAAGGAGACGAGCCCUACGAGCGGCGGAUCGAUCGACGGCGAGAUGAGCGCCGGCGACCUGCUCGGGAUCGAGCCCCUCGAGCUCAAAUUCCCAUUCGAGUUGAAGAAGCAGAUCUCGUGCUCGCUCCAGCUAUCUAAUAAGACCGACGAUUUCGUUGCUUUCAAGGUCAAGACGACGAGCCCGAAGAAGUACUGCGUUCGGCCCAACACGGGGAUUCUGUCGCCUCACUCCACGUGUGAUGUCGUUGUUACAAUGCAGGCGCAGCGGGAGGCUCCUCCUGACCUGCAAUGCAAGGACAAGUUUCUUGUUCAGAGUGUGGUCACGAGCGCCGGCACUACCGCGAAGGACAUCACUGCUGAGACGUUUACAAAAGAGUCGGGGAAUAAGGUAGAUGAGGUCAAAUUGCGUGUUGUCUAUGUUGCACCACCUCAGCCGCCAUCUCCGGUUCCUGAGGAAUCUGAGGAGAGCUCGUCACCUAGGGCUUUUGAAUUGGAUAACGGGAAUCUUACAUCCAGAGAACUUGUAAGUGCAUCAAGAGAGGAUGCAGAGCCUCAGGAAAAAUCUUCGGAGGCCGCAGUUCUGAUCUCAAGGUUGGCUGAAGAGAAGAAUUCUGCUAUUCAACAGAACAAGAAGCUUCGACAAGAACUGGAGCUUUUGAGGCGAGAGGUCGGUAAACAACACGGAGGUUUCUCCUUCACGUUCAUGUUGGCGGUCGUGUUGCUCGGAAUCCUAAUGGGCUAUAUUUUGAAAUCUUUGUGAACACACAAUAAUAAUCUUUCCUAGCAUCUGUUUCCCGUCGGCGAUUCUGACAGGAAAAAGGGUAGAAAGAGAAAGACUAAAUGCCCCCUCAAUGCUUCAUGCUCUGUGUGUGUGUGUGUGUGUGUGUGUGUGUUGUAGAAUUAGAAACACACUAAUGAAAGAGUCCUCUCACACAUCCAUUCCUUUUUGCUUGUAAUUGAGUGCUUAUUGGAUUUAACUUUUAGAUGUAAGUUAAUGUUCUUCUUGUCAUGUUACAAGAGUGAGAAUAGUGGAUUUAAAAUCUCA
Ananas comosus (pineapple) is the source of this 1155-nucleotide messenger RNA. RefSeq names its product vesicle-associated protein 1-2-like. The record is from RefSeq and is a predicted model, not a curated record. The coding region runs from base 154 to 870 and encodes 238 amino acids. The transcript has 8 exons. Lineage: Eukaryota; Viridiplantae; Streptophyta; Magnoliopsida; Poales; Bromeliaceae. Gene Ontology annotation, biological process: endoplasmic reticulum membrane organization. Gene Ontology annotation, cellular component: endoplasmic reticulum membrane; plasma membrane.